GUUUAUAAAGUUUAUAAGCUUCAACGUAGUCAUUAGUCAAUCUAUAACUAAAUUUACUUAAAAUAAAGUAUGGUAUGUCAUAAAAUAUAUAAUAACAAACGUUUGGUUUUGUUAUAAAUAUAGCUUGUUUGCAAUUAAAGGCUUCUUGAAAAUAAAAUAUGCAAAAUAACCCCGAAGUACCUUCUACACAAAAGAAAUUAUUAGCAUCUCAUGAUCCAGGAUGGAAUGAUCCUCCAAAUUGGGCACUUUCAUCAUUAAAUAAGUCUGAUAGUGGAACACCAACAAAAAGAUUAUUAAAUAAAAGGGUAGCAUUUCCAUUAAAUUCAAAAGAAGAGCCAUUAAGUUCUCUUUUAACUCAGAAUUUUCCACUUGUAGGAAAAAUACCUCCACUAGGUCAAACUGAACAAUUAACAGCACAGCAUAAAUCUACAAUCGCAUCAUCGGCAAAAGUUGAUGAUGCACGUUUAGAAGUUCAAAUAAGUAAAGAUACAAUUUUAAAAGAUACUAUUGAUAAUUUACAGUGUUUAAUGAAACAACUAGAUUCGAAUAAAACGGAAGAAAUACAAAAGAGACUUGACAGAAUGCAAAUAAUGUGGAACGAAGAUAAAUUAAGUAAAUCUGUACAGAUAAAACUUUUUGAAAUUUCAGAAGCAUUGAAAGAAUUAGACUUAGAAAAAGUAGAUCAAUUACAUAUUUCACUUAUGACGAACAAUGCUUCAGUCUGUGGUUCAUGGAUUCCUGGAAUUAGACAACUAAUUACAGAAAUAAAGAAUAAAAAGAUCUGAUAUGAUUUUUUAUACAAAUCAUUUUUAAAUUUAAGUAAUAUUGAUGAACAAUGUAACAUGUAAUUAAUACGAUAAAAUAUAUUUUAUAAAAUAUUG
Ceratosolen solmsi marchali is the source of this 881-nucleotide messenger RNA. Its product is annotated as steroid receptor RNA activator 1. Gene Ontology annotation, cellular component: nucleus. Lineage: Eukaryota; Metazoa; Arthropoda; Insecta; Hymenoptera; Agaonidae. Bases 159 to 785 code for a protein of 208 amino acids. The record is from RefSeq and is a predicted model, not a curated record. The transcript has 3 exons. Gene Ontology annotation, biological process: regulation of transcription by RNA polymerase II.